Alternaria incomplexa is the source of this 660-nucleotide messenger RNA. RefSeq lists its product as uncharacterized. The transcript is spliced from 2 exons. The record is from RefSeq and is a predicted model, not a curated record. The coding region runs from base 1 to 660 and encodes 219 amino acids. Lineage: Eukaryota; Fungi; Ascomycota; Dothideomycetes; Pleosporales; Pleosporaceae.
AUGUCUGCAGCACACGACUUCCGUCAUAACCAGCAUCUUCCACCGAGCCCACCUCCCUCACCCCCAUCUACACGACGGAGACACAAGAAGAAGAAAUCAGACCCAUUCGAGGAACUCGCAACCACACCAAUACCCUCGCUGCCAUCUUCCCCAGCAAACGAGCUGAACGACGACCAAGAAUCGCUUUUGACAAGAAUUAUCUUGACGCCUGUAUUAUUCACAUCCUUCCUCCUCUCCCUCUUCCUCGUCAACUACCGCAACCGCGCCCGCCGCACCGAAGCCCACUCUCCCGGCUUCUCUCUCCUCACCUACCUCGCCCCGUCUAGCUGGCUCGAUCCAGAACCCUACCAAGACCCCGACGAUUCAACAUGGGGCCGAAGAGGAACCAUUGGACACGUAGAGCCUCAUGACGCGAUAGGGCCGCGGCCAGACGAGCAAGGCGAGGAGAAGCCCAAGCAGAGGAAAAAGAAAAAGUCAUGGCAUCUGAAUAGGAAGAUUAGAAAAAUGGCCAAGUUGGAGAUUGGCGACGCGCUUGAGAUGCGGGGGCGCAUGAUUGUGGUUAUGCUUGCAGUGUUGGGGUUGACGUGUGGCAUGUUGUGGAUGGGUGUCAAGUGGGCUGUUGUCUCGGUAUCGGGCAUGAUGUAUGGCGCGAAAGCGUAA